GGUCUAACCCUAGGCUUCCUCCGCUCAGCUCGCAAAACGUCCUUCCAAUACCUAGUCGAACAUGCGCACAAUCCACCCAGAAUGGUUCAAGGGUGGUACUUUUAUCACAAGCGGAAGAAUUAUAAAGUGAUGUGGGAAGGGAUGAAAGGAGGGAUGAAGGAAGGUGGUAGGUUUGGGGUUGGAGGUGUUUGGUGGGUUUUGAUGGAG
Cantharellus anzutake is the source of this 207-nucleotide messenger RNA. RefSeq lists its product as uncharacterized. The annotation marks the transcript as partial. The transcript has a single exon. The record is from RefSeq and is a predicted model, not a curated record. Lineage: Eukaryota; Fungi; Basidiomycota; Agaricomycetes; Cantharellales; Hydnaceae.